This is a messenger RNA of Stegodyphus dumicola, 2311 nucleotides long. RefSeq names its product solute carrier family member malvolio (gene Mvl). The record is from RefSeq and is a predicted model, not a curated record. NCBI's taxonomy places the organism in Eukaryota, Metazoa, Arthropoda, Arachnida, Araneae, Eresidae. Gene Ontology annotation, cellular component: endosome membrane; plasma membrane. Gene Ontology annotation, biological process: manganese ion transport; iron ion transmembrane transport. Gene Ontology annotation, molecular function: cadmium ion transmembrane transporter activity; manganese ion transmembrane transporter activity; iron ion transmembrane transporter activity.
GUUUAGUUUGAUCUCUGCUAUGUUUCAAUGCUAAGUGAAUCUAUAUUUUAUUUAACUUCAAAAUAUAAUAUGUAAACAAAAUUCAUGCAGUGACUAAAAUUUAAGUGUUGUGUGUCAUAAAUCAAAAUUAAUUUCCUAAUUUUCUUAAGCAUCUGUUAUGUAAUGAAGAGUAGUUUGUAUUUAGGAUACUGUAGUUUUAAUAACACGAAUUAAAUUACUAAUUCUCUAUUGAUAUCACCUAGGGUUUUCUGAAUCUCAAAUGGUCUCGUUGGAAGAGAGUUUUGUUGACCCGGAUAAUUGCAAUUUUCCCCACCCUCUUCAUUGCAGUGUACAAAGACAUUCAAGAUCUGAGUGGGAUGAAUGAUCUGUUAAAUGCCCUCAUGUCAAUGCAACUUCCAUUUGCUCUUUUGCCUACUUUAAUUUUCACAUCUUCUAGAAGUGUGAUGGGGGACUUUCAAAAUGGAAUUUUGAGCAAAAUUGUUAUCAGUCUGUUGGGAGUACUUGUAAUAGGGAUUAACCUUUACUUUGUUGAUACAUUUGCUCGUGACAAUCUGCCAGAUCACUGGGCUGUGUACUUCGGCUUGGCUCUAUAUAUACUAUUUUACGUAUGUUUUGUAUUAUAUUUGGCAAUGUGUCUUAUGUAUGUUUUGGGUCUUUCUCAAGUUGCGCAUGUACCUGUGAUUGGACGAUAUGUAAUUGAACCAUAUGAUUUACACUUGACUUCAUUGGAUAGCCCAGGCCCUGAAAUGUAUAAAUCAACUGAUAAUAAUGAAAUAUCUUCCAUAAAUAUGCAUUAUCGUCAUGAUGUUCAGUGACUUGCAUGACAAAAUUUGAUUGUAUAAGCAUUGCAUGACUCUGCAUGAAGCUAUAUUUUAGCUCUAUAUUUACAGUUUUUUUAUGAGUCUGUUGCGCUUUUUGUCUUGUGAACAUAUAAUUCUAAAACAAUUUUAAAAAUGCAAAAGAAAUUCUCCAGUGAUGUUUCCUUCCUUCUUAAAUAGAAUUAUAUUGUUCUGUGUCAUUUUUGCAUGUGUAUAAGAUUAGAAACUUGUUAUCAUAGUUCUUCCUUUCUUGCAUGGAAAUGAAAAUUCAUUGCUUUGUUAUUUUUUGGUGUUUUAAGAUAUUUUAGUGCUAUUAAAUUUUCACCAUAUGUUAAAUAAGCAUCUUUACCAGUUAAUUUAUGGAAGCAUAACUGUAUGUUUUAAACUUAAAAAUUUUUUAAUAAAUCAAAAUCAGUAUUUAAUUUUUAUCAAUGAGUAUUAUAAAUAUAUGUAGUUAAACACAUUUGAAGUAUUUAAAAUUAUUUUUUUACUGUCUUUAUAUUUUUGUGUGUGGGGACAAAGACUGAGAUACUGUAAAGUAAACUAAAAGUUUCCAACUACUUUUACAUUUCAAGUUGAAAGCAAAUUUUCCAUUUGUCAUUGUUUUUGUCGUAUCAGUUUUCAAUGUUUGAAGUCACUGCCUUUAAAAUAUGAAAUUACUUUAAUGUUAAAUAAUUUUGAAUAAUGUAUUGAUUUUUAUUACAAUUUAUCAAAAGAGAUAUAGUACAGAUAUAUUUAUCUAAUAUCAUUUAUCUCCAAAAAUAAUGUAAAUAUUAAAAAAAAUAAUAAUAAAGCUCUUAUUUUAUGUCAUGAGAAUUAAUAAGAAAUUAAAAUGUAACUUAACGUUCAUAGAAUUAUAACACGGGAAGCAUUCUUGCUAUAUAGGAUAGGUAAAUAUAAAGUUGCUAUGUCAAUGAUCAGGAUUUAAUUGAUAAUACAAAUCGUUUUCUUUAAAUUUUGUAUUUUAUUCUCUUAACAUGAAUGAUUAUGUAUAGAUUUAUUCUUAAAAUAUGUUUAUGGAGCAUAUCUUAUUUGUUUAAUAGUUUAUUUUAUAAUUUAUAUGUAAAAAAUUUUUUUUUAAAUGAUAAAAAAAUGAAAGGGAAGGGUUUAUAUUGAUGAGUAUAAAUGACAAUACUAAGUGAUUAAAUCUUUGGUACAUUUAAUGCUAUUGCAUAUUAGUUCUCCAAAUAUCUUUUAUAUUAUUCUUCACAUUCAGGUAGUGAAAACUUUGUUUUAAUUAAUGUAGUGUAAUAUUAUUUCUUUGGUUAUUAUUUACUUCUAAAGUCUUCCUUAGUCUUCAUGCUGUAUUCAUCAAUUCUUGCUGUGAUCUGAGAUUGAUAAAUCGAACAAAUGUGUUCUGUAUUGUAAUAUAUGUACAUAACUAAUGCUUAUAAUUUAUAAUUUUAAAUCAUGUUCAAAAUUUUAUUUAAAUGUAAUUUUUCAUUGCCUAAAGAUUUUAUUCAAUAUUCAAUAAAUUUAGUUUUCUUAUUUUA